This is a messenger RNA of Staurois parvus, 958 nucleotides long. The record is from the annotation of a GenBank genome assembly. NCBI's taxonomy places the organism in Eukaryota, Metazoa, Chordata, Amphibia, Anura, Ranidae.
GCACAUCAAGAGGGCCGGUACUCUCUGGUCAAUUUCACCCAAGACGUCUCGCUGCGUAUACAUAAUAUUUAUCUAAAUGAUCAUCGAAGUUAUUGCUGCGUUGUCUUUAUCGCACAACAAUCACUGCUAAGCAAACAGUUUACAAGUCUGAUCAUUGCAGAUUACCAACCAUCCUGGGGAUCAGCCAGCUAAUGAAAUCCCAGUACAAGAAGGACAUUCAGUGAUCCUUAUCUGCUCCUACACCCUUCCUAGUGGUCGGUAUACAGAGAGAGAUGUUGUGCGGGUCAAUGUAUACUGGAGGGUGGGGAAUGUAACCGGACCGUACGCCUACCACCCCUACCGGGAAAUGGUCCAUUCUACAUAUAGACAUCGGACAAGCAUAAGAGGAAUGACUGAUCUAAUGAUAAAGAAUGUGAUGAAAGCAGACAAUACUUCAUUUCACUGCUUUGUGGUGGUCAAACUGUGUGCAGGUGACAACCAAUAUGAAGAUGAAAUUCAGUAUGGAGGAGGAACCAGACUUAUCAUCAGUGGUAAAGAUGCUUCGACCAUAGAAAGACACAUGUUAUUAAUUAUUGUCUCCUCGGGGGCUGUCCUAAUCAUCCUCCUAGUGAUCCUAAUAGUUUUAACGGUAAAAGGUGUUAUUUGUAAAAAGAAAACCAGUUUUUCUGAACAGCAGAUGAACACCAUGCCAGCUGCAGGUGAUGUGACAAGUGAGGAGGGACCAUACUGUGAAAUAGGCGCACGGAAACCAGAGCAUAUCUCAGUGGAUGGCACUGAUGAGGCGGGAGGUAACGAGAUGGAAAACAGGCAGAUGGAAGAUGGAGCAGAUAGAGAAGAUGGUAGCCUCCUUUACGCCAAACUAAACAAAGAAAAACUGAAAGAGAAACAUCCAGCUGAGAAUCCAAAGCAGAAUGAAGAGGUCCUCUACGCCGCUGUAGUCAAAACAACUUCUGAAUAG